AUGGAUACGACACACCCCACCGCAGGCUGGGAGCAGGUCGGCGAUAGCUUCUAUCGAAAAGUGCAGCUCUACACCGCCGUCUUCGACCGCGAUCGGGACCUCGACAACUAUGUAGUAUCCGGCGCACCGUAUUCCGGAGCCAUCGCACUCUGCCGUGACGAUAGCAAGGUUGUAGUCUACAGGGGUGGCCAGUCCGCUAAACCGACGAUCGACAUCUACAGUUCGGCCGGCAAGCCCAUCAGGAGCAUCAGCUGGGAUAAGGUGUCCGAGAUCCGGGGUCUAGGCUGGUCCGAAGACGAGAAGCUCCUUAUCGUCACGAAAGACGGAACAGUUCGGUGUUAUGUCGACCUACAAGGAGAGUUCUCGCAGUUCUCAUUGGGAAAUGGCGCCGAGGAAUUCGGUGUAGAAUCGUGCCGCUUCUACGACUCGGGCCUGGUUGCCUUACUUUCAAACAACACCCUCAUCACCGUGGGCUCAUACGACGAGCCUAGGCCAAAAGUCCUUGCUUCGUGCCCCGAGGGCAGGGUGCAUUCAUGGGCCUUGAUCCCUCCGAACCACACGCUCUCCCGGUCCGUCGAAGCACUGCUCAGCAUCGACCAGACGAUAUACGUGGUAGAUCCCAUCGAAUGUGAAGACCGCUUUCUCGAUGUCGGUCCAUUUGCACACGUCAGCGUCUCGCCAAACGGCAAGUUUGUCGGGCUCUACACGGAGACGGGUGCCUUGCACGUCGUCACAAGCGAUUUCCAGACGCGGCUAAGCGAGCACCGUUCAAAGUCCAAGAUCCCUCCUAAGUAUCUGCAGUGGUGUGGCAAUGAUGCCGUCGUCAUCGCAUGGGAGGACGAGGUGCACAUUAUCGGGCCAGGUGGCUCGAUCGCUAAGUUCUACUACGAUUCUAGAAUCCACGUCAUCCAGGACAUUGAUGGCGUACGGGUGGUCACAAAUACUGUCUGUGAAUUUCUACAAAAGGUUCCGGACGUCACAGAGGAGGUCUUCCGCUUUGGCGCGGAGUCACCGGCGUCCAUCCUCCUUGACGCUGUUCAGCAGCUUGAGAUGCAAUCACCCAAGGCAGAUGACAACAUCCAGCUCAUCCGCCCAAAUCUCACAGAGGCUGUGGACAACUGUGUCAAUGCCUCGGGACAAGAAUACAACGUGUACUGGCAGAAGCAGCUGCUGAAAGCUGCUUCUUUUGGCAAGUCUGUCCUUGACAUUUACAACAGUGAUGACUUUGUUGACAUGUGCGACACGCUGCGCGUUCUCAAUGCCGUGCGGUUUUACGAGAUCGGCCUUCCGCUUUCCUACGAUCAGUACCAGCGCCUCGGCCCAGACAGCCUAAUUGCGCGCCUCCUGAGUCGCCAUGAGUAUCUAUUAGCAUUGCGCAUUGCGGGCUACCUUCACCUGCCCACCGACAAAAUCUACGUCCACUGGGCUUGCGCCAAGGUCCGCACCGGGUCAGAACCUGACGAGGCUCUUUGCCAAAUUAUAGUCGAUCGUCUUGCUGGAAAACCCGGCAUUUCAUUCGAAGAAAUUGCGCGAGCGGCCUACGAUGAAGGUCGGGGCCACCUGGCAACAAAGUUGCUUAACCACGAACCUCGUGCCGGCCGGCAAGUUCCGCUGCUGUUGAGCAUGGAAGAAGAUGAGCUGGCACUGGACAAGGCUAUUGAAUCCGGCGAUACAGACUUGACGUACUUUGUCAUUGAUCAGAUGCGGCGCAAGCUGCCGCUCGCCGCUUUCUUCCAUUCUAUCAAUAGCCGGCCGGUUGCAACGGCCUUGGUCGAGUCGGCAGCGACCCGCGAUGGCGACAAUACGCUCCUGAAGGAUAUGUACUACCAGGACGACAGGAGACUAAGCGGCGCGUCCGUUUUCAUUCGAGAGGCUCUUCGGCAGCCAGAUAGCCGAACUGCGUCCGACAAGCUCGUGCUCGCGGCGAAGUUACUGGCCGACAACCAAAGGGAGAGCGCAUUCGAGCUAGGCGCACUCAAGGAAGCGACAACGCUGCUCAGGAUGCAAGAGGCCUUUGACCGCGAUCUCACAGAUUCCUUCACAGGCUUGAGUGUGAACGAGACAAUGUUCAAGCUGAUUCGGCUGGGUUAUCACGGCCGAGCCAAGAAGCUGCAGAGCGAGUUUCACGUCCCCGAGCGUGUGGCCUGGUGGAUCCGACUUCGUGCCCUUGUGGCGAAACGUGACUGGAACGAGAUCGAAGACAUAGCCAAGGCCAAGAAAAGCCCCAUUGGUUGGGAGGCAGGCAACGCUCGUGUAGCAGCCAUCUUUGUGCCCAAAUGCGCUGGCCUGGAGCCUGGCGCCGCCAUUUCCAUGUACGAGAAGUGCGGUAUGAAGGUCAAGGCUGCCCAAGAGGCCGUCAAGGCCAAGGAUGCCGAAGCAUGGAAACGGCUUCUAGAAUCAGCCGGCCGGGGAACAGCGGAAGGACAAGAGAUCGAGCAAUUGGGCCAUGGGCGUUUCUAA
Messenger RNA from Sporothrix brasiliensis 5110, 2460 nucleotides. RefSeq lists its product as uncharacterized. The record is from RefSeq and is a predicted model, not a curated record. Gene Ontology annotation, biological process: intracellular protein transport; vacuole fusion, non-autophagic; endosomal transport. Bases 1 to 2460 code for a protein of 819 amino acids. NCBI's taxonomy places the organism in Eukaryota, Fungi, Ascomycota, Sordariomycetes, Ophiostomatales, Ophiostomataceae. The transcript is spliced from 5 exons. Gene Ontology annotation, cellular component: endosome; cytoplasm; HOPS complex. Gene Ontology annotation, molecular function: actin binding.